Molecule: messenger RNA, 579 nt
Organism: Musca vetustissima
Lineage: Eukaryota; Metazoa; Arthropoda; Insecta; Diptera; Muscidae
Gene: bun
Product: protein bunched, class 1/class 3/D/E isoforms
Exons: 2
Biological process (GO): regulation of transcription by RNA polymerase II
Source: RefSeq, a predicted model, not a curated record
CAUUUGAAAAAGUUUAUCUUCACCAAACUCGAAUUCAAAACCAUGUUGGGCACAAUGGCAAUGCGUCAACCCGAAAACUGGCUCUAUGAAAUUUGGCAAAAGGGCUAUGACAGCCCCUGCUAUGUUAUGGUGCCGAAUGCAAAAGAUCUCGUCAAAUCCCAUUUGAUGAUAGCCGUUCGCGAAGAGGUCGAAGUACUCAAAGAAAAGAUCUCCGAGCUGAUGGAUAAAAUCAAUCAAUUGGAAGUGGAGAAUACCAUCCUGAAGGCUAAUAUGUCGCAAGAGACGCUACAACAGUUGCAGAUGCAAAUAACCGGUACGGCAACACCGAACAAUAUGAUUGCGGCAGCACCAACGCCCACACCACCGGCAGCAACAGUGGCAGCGGCCAAUGCUAUAGCCGUGGUGGCCAAUACAAAUGCAUUGGUGGGCAAUCAGCAGCAGCAGCAACAACAACAGCAGCAAAUUGCUGCCAUAAAUGCAGCAAAUACAGGCAGUGGUACGGCCACACCCACAACAGCAACAACACAGACAGCAGCGGUGGAAAAUGUUGUCAAUGUUGAACAACAGCAACAGCAGCAG